Drosophila suzukii is the source of this 707-nucleotide messenger RNA. RefSeq lists its product as uncharacterized. The record is from RefSeq and is a predicted model, not a curated record. Lineage: Eukaryota; Metazoa; Arthropoda; Insecta; Diptera; Drosophilidae.
CUUCAGCGUGCCGAAGUUAGCUUCCUUUCUUGUUUGUUUAUUCGUACGAUUUGAUGAUUCAUUGUAACUAUAAUUACGAUUCUAAAAAAAGUAUGAGUUGCCCCUACAAAUUUUAAGUCGAAAGAUAAAGGUUUGAGAACUUAGUAAGCAGCGUCGCAUUCGAGACUAUAAAAGGCCCUGCUCGUUCAUUAAAACGACAACUCUUAAGUUACAAAUAUUUCUGUAUUAAUAUAUGCGACAUGGCCUCCAGUGCAAAAAAGGAACAUUUUGAGGAGCUAGUAGAGAGCAUGGCCGUAGAAGAGGUGGAAAGGAUCCUCGCGUUGUCGAGCAGCGUCGAAAAGACUCUGCAAGACUCGGAGGCCUGUAAGCUGCUACGGAGUUUCAUGGAAAGCGCCAACAAAUCCUUGCAGUGUCUGGAUAUUUAUGAGAAAUGCGCCGAGUUCCUUGCGGAGAAACACCCCUUAUACGAUUCCUUCGAGUUGGACAUACUGGCCCGUUUGGGAUUGGCCCCCCAUCUGAAGCAGAAUCUAGCGUAUCGCUUGGAGAAUGGCGAUCCGAUUUCAAUUAGCCUCUGUCUUAAAAACAUCAUGCGAAGUUGUCGCGACGAGAUAGAGGAAUUCUUCACCGACUUUAAGGACUCUAUUACAAAAAAGUUAUCAAAUCUAAAGCUGGAACCACAGGAAUAAUAUCAGUUUCUUUAAUUUAAA